Messenger RNA from Durotheca rogersii, 1085 nucleotides. RefSeq lists its product as uncharacterized. The record is from RefSeq and is a predicted model, not a curated record. Lineage: Eukaryota; Fungi; Ascomycota; Sordariomycetes; Xylariales; Xylariaceae. The transcript is spliced from 2 exons. Bases 136 to 894 code for a protein of 252 amino acids.
CAAGAACGGCGCUGGGGUCGGUGGCUACUAAUUAAGGGAUUCUUCUUUUCCACCACACAUUCUCAACGCCAUAUCCCUGGGUCAAUCCACCCCGGUCGCUCUGCAAACCCCCCUGCAAGUUCAUGGGUCUUGUGUAUGUCUGUACAUCCACCCACCCAUCUAUCCAUACAUAGAUGCCUAUUACCUCUCCGUACCAGACUGAGCUCGACAGGAUCCAUACAAUACCAUACAAUACACACAUACACGAAUUCCGUCCGUUGCGCAGGUACCUCCUCGGUACCUCUCUGGUUCAUCCAGCUGGGCUCCCGAGUCUACAUAGGCACAGUGCUUGCACGGUCUACACCCUGUCUCGCCAGUCGACUACUACGCAGGUCCUCUUGUUCGCUUAUGAGUAGUCUUCGAUUUCCGAACAGGGACCUCAUGUGCAAAGGUUUGCUUUCGUCCCUCUAUUCCGUGCCUUACCCUACGGCCCCGUUUUAUUUCUCUCGCCAUGCUAGAAUUUCCAUCUCUGCCUGCCCGUCCCAAGCUGCCACAUCUGCCCAACCCGCUACUUGGACCUGGCCAGCUUCUUCUCCUUCUUCUAGAUGGAGAUGUCGGCGGAACCCCUGCUUCGGGCGCUUAGUGGCCAUGCUCCGGCACCACGUUCUUGAUCGGACGGCACACACACACACACACACACACACACACCAGGGGGGGGCAGGGGGAGGGGAGGGGAGGGUUCAGUCCGAUCUGGCCAUCAGGGAGUCGCCCGUGGUGAGUAGUAGGAGUAGUAACACUUACAGCGGCGGUUAUUCCUGCAUGCCCGCUACUUCGUCUCCGCACCCAGCAGUUAGAUUCAAGCCCUCCCCCCCUCGGCUUGCCCUGUCACUGCUACCCUGGCCGUGGAAUCCUUGAGGAGUUACCUCGAAUACCGAGAGAGAUGAGACCAGGGUAGUACGUACUCGUGUCCCUGCGUGUGGCCUGUCAAUGUACAUACGUAACGGGGUGUACUCAUACGGUCCGAGACUCGAAGCGUGGAGGUAGCUUCAGGAUCAUCUCGACGACGUACAUAUGCCCGCCAGUCCCACCUCAAUCUCGACCUCCAG